Messenger RNA from Phytophthora sojae, 225 nucleotides. RefSeq lists its product as hypothetical. The record is from RefSeq and is a predicted model, not a curated record. The transcript has a single exon. NCBI's taxonomy places the organism in Eukaryota, Oomycota, Peronosporomycetes, Peronosporales, Peronosporaceae. The annotation marks the transcript as partial.
AUGAGUGGCGUAGACAUCCAUGAUCAGCUCCGCAUGCAGCGCUACAGCAUCCAGCAUGCCUACAAGCCGAAGAAGUACUCUCGCUCCAUAUUCUUUGGGCUAGUUGACAUGGCAAUUGUCAACGCGUUCAUUGUCCACCGCCACCACAUGAAGAACACCGGUCAAAAAGCUCCUGAGCAUUGCAAGUUUAUGGAAACCCUACACGAGCAGCUACGUGCCAUCGAC